AUGCCGCUGGCCGAUUCUCAAAAGGAUCUCCGCCAGCAGCCUCAGCAGCAGCAGCAGCAUGUGUCCUCCACCAGCAGCAACAACAAUGCGGAGCAGCAAUGCAACAGCAGCGGAUUGGGUCUGCAACUGCGCCAGCGCAUGCAAAUUACCUCGUCCGGCUGCAGCAGCCUGGCGGUCACGCCCAUGGAGCACACGCCCACCGAGGACGAUGAGAGUGGUGGAGGAAACAGCGGUGUCACCUCCUCGGUGACCACUGUGACAUCAUCGCAACGCCGCCAGCAGCUGCAACAGGUGCAACAGCAAUCUGCUUUGCAAGCGGCCCUUGAGCAGCAUCACAUCUCACCAACAGCAAACUUGGAUUCCGCUAGGAAAAGGCCGACGCAUCGAACCUUGUGCCCUCCGCCAGAACUUAUGGAGCUGAGUGAUUCCGAGUCCCAGGGAGGCGUAGAAACUGGCGGUAUGAGAGAAGGGGCUACUGGGCGUAGUGCACCUGAUUUAGAGGACACAGAGCCCCUAGAUGAAACAGAAAACGAAUUCGAGCUCAAGGAAGUCAUCAAGGAGGGUCACGACAAGGCCGAUCCUUCACAGUUCGAGCUCCUACGGGUUCUGGGCGAAGGUAGCUUUGGAAAGGUGUUUCUAGUGCGAAAGAUCAUAGGUAAAGAUGCAGGAACACUCUAUGCUAUGAAGGUGCUCAAAAAGGCCACGCUAAAAGUAAAAGAUCGCGUAAGGAGCACAAACGAACGAAAAAUACUAGCGGACGUGGGACAUGCCUUCAUCGUACGUCUUCACUAUGCCUUCCAAACUCCCGGAAAACUGUACUUGAUACUGGAUUUUCUUCGUGGCGGUGAUCUAUUUACACGUCUUUCCAAGGAAGUAAUGUUUACGGAAGAAGAUGUCAAGUUCUAUUUAGCGGAACUGGCGCUAGCUAUGAAUCACCUACACACGCUGGGCAUUAUCUACAGGGAUCUGAAACCGGAAAAUAUUCUACUGGACGAGCAUGGUCAUAUAGCCUUGACGGACUUCGGUCUAUCCAAGCAGCCUUUGGAUGGCUCAAAAACAUAUAGCUUUUGUGGAACCGUAGAAUACAUGGCGCCGGAGAUCGUGAACCGAAAAGGACACGAUUUUGCCGCUGAUUGGUGGAGUUUCGGGGUGCUCAUGUACGAAAUGCUAACGGGGAAUUUACCCUUUCACGGCCAAACCCGCCAGGAGACUAUGAAUCAGAUCCUUAGAAGUAAGCUGGGCAUGCCAGAGAAUCUGUCGCCGGAAGCGCAAUCCCUGCUCCGUGCUCUCUUCAAAAGGAACCCCCAGAAUCGUUUGGGUGCGGGUGCUCAAGGAAUUUUGGACAUCAAGGCGCACUGCUUUUUCGCUACUAUCGACUGGGUGAGAUUAGAACGAAAGCAGGUGCGUCCGCCUUUUAUACCGGCGGUUAGCCGUGACGAUGCCUUUUACUUUGAUGUGGAGUAUACCUCAAAAUCCCCCAGGGAUUCGCCGGGUGGCCCGAUCUCCGCAUCUGCCCAUGAAAUCUUCCGCGGGUUCAGCUUUGUGGCUCCCGUCCUCCUGGAAGGUCAGUGUGCUUGCUCGAAUAGCUGCUCCACCGGCGUCAGUCCCCUGCACAGUAUAGCUCCUAUUCCCGCUGCUCCAGUGGGAGCCCCUCGAACAUUACCUGGUGUUCUUCCCGGAAACUUCCACGCGGAAUAUAAUCUACUUCAAGAACUGGGACGAGGAACCUUUUCAGUUUGUCGGCUGUGCGAGCAUCGCACCUCCAAGAAACAUUACGCAGUAAAAGUAAUCGAAAAGGCAGCUGUGGCCGCAGCAUCCACAUCCACUUCCGCCGAUUGUUGGGAGGAGGUGGAGAUUAUGCUGAGGUACGGCAACCACCCAAAUAUCGUCACUCUGUACUCCGUUUACGAGGAUGCGGGAUCUGCAUAUCUUGUGAUGGAGCUGCUAAAGGGUGGCGAGCUACUCGAUCGGAUACUGGCCGUGGGUCAGAUGUGCGACAGUGAGGCCGGCGCGGUGUUAAGGACAAUUGCUUCUGCGGUAGCAUAUCUCCAUGAACAUGGCGUGGUCCAUCGGGAUCUUAAGCCCUCGAAUAUGAUAUAUGCCAGCAUGCGGCAAACUCCCGAGACCCUAAAGCUCUGUGAUUUGGGUUUCGCGAAGCAGCUGCGCGCGGACAACGGCCUCCUGAUGACGCCCUGCUACACCGCCAAUUUUGUGGCUCCCGAGGUUCUAAAGAGACAGGGCUAUGACCUGGCUUGCGACAUCUGGUCGCUCGGUGUGCUGCUUUACAUCAUGUUAUCCGGCCGGACGCCUUUCGCCAGCACUCCAAAUGAUUCUCCGGACGUUAUACUGAAGCGCAUCGGAUCGGGACAAAUUGACUUCACAAGCAGUCGCUGGGCACUGAUCAGUGUGCCGGCCAAAGAACUUUUGCGUCAGAUGCUACACAUAGUACCGGAGAAUCGACCGACGGCGGCGCAAAUUCUUGAGCACGACUGGCUGCGGGAGCAAUUCGCCGGCGGCGUACAGCUUACGGAGUAUGCGGUGGCGCCCGGAUCCCAACUUUCGCUGGGCGCCCAGCAGCAACAGCAGAAUCACAUCUCCUUGGCCUUAAGAGGAGCUGUUGAUGCCACUUUCCGGGCUAUUGCCAUACCCCAGGCGGCGAAUGUGGGACCCGUAGAACUUUCCAUGCUCGCCAAGAGGCGGGCCAAAGAUCGAGCCAAUCUGCACUCCUAAUCCUGGGCGGCAUCAUGGUGUCCGCGGCGCGAGGCCAAGCGGCAGAUAAUCCGACUACUUUUCCGACUCUAUAGUAUUCUAAUCCAACGCUGCUGUGCCAUUCAUCGUCGUCUUGUCAAGGUCAAUGCGCAGAAGCUUGGUUCACAUUCACAAACGAUGGGUAAUCCUCGCCAACGCUGCCGCAGCGCCAAGCUGCGUGUGGUUUAGGUUUUGGGGGGAAUCGACCUAACCUAAAGUAUUUGACAAGUGUUAAUUAUUUAUUUUAUAUGAAAGCAUGCCAAUAUGCCAAGGCCAUAAAGCACUGCAGGGCAUCUAUAUACACAUACAUAACUAUACAAAUACGGAUAUACAUCUAUAUAUAGCUAUUUAUAUAACGAAUCCUAAAGCAAGGGCCUAGAGAGCGUGUGUGAAUGUGGCACCAGGAUCAUCUCAGAUGAUUCCUGAUGCCACAUUAUUUAUCCCAAACUGGAAAUUAAAGUUAAGCCUCUCGCACACACAAGUUUACAACAUAAAACAAAAUACAUACAUAUUUUUAAUUAAAUUAAUCGUAGCUAAAUUUUUCAACAUCACCGUGUUAUUGUUGCUUAAUUAAAUUAAUUAAAAUGAAAAGAAAAUUGAAAAAAGUAUUAGCAAAACAAACAAAAAAUAAGAAUAAAAGCCUCAAUCCUUUUAUAUAAUAACAACUUUUGUCGCCAAACUAUAAAGAAAGAACAAAUAACCCUAAAAAACUGUAAAAAGAUAAUAAGUCUAAAAGAAACCGAAAAUCAUUUUACAAUUAUUACUUGGAAUGUCAAUUUGCACAAUGAAAUAAGAAACUAAGCAAAAGGUAAACAUAACUACCAUAUUAUACAGAAUGUGUACAUAAAGCGGAAACUGUGCUUUUCGGGUUUAUAAGGCAAAUGAUAUCAAAAAAGAGUAUUUUAUCAAUAAUUCCCUAAACAAUAAAAAUGCCAACGUUCUUUCUAACAAUACACAAGGGUGCAUAUUGUUAUUUAAUUGUAAUUAAGAAACGUAAAUCCUGCUAACUUGUCUUAUAGUCGCGAAACGCACAGUUUAGUCGUAAUAACGCCGGGGAAACAGUUGUGACAACAUCAAAUUGGGUUCCCAUUUUCUUUGCUAACGUCUUCCAACAGAAAUUAUACCAAACAGGAUACCUUUUUGCGGUGUAACCAGAUAUAGAAAGUUCAGACUUACAAUUGGAUUAUUAAGAACCGAAAACGCGAUAUGUUGUGUUGUUCCAUCAUACUCGUACUGAAUUCCAGAUCCAGAUACAGAAAGGAUAGCGUCGAAUAAACGACUUGGGGUAAUGCAAAAUUCCAUUUGUUUAUGUUAGUUUCUCUAAAAACUGAUCGUGCUGGUUGGGCAGCUUGUUUGGCUUCUCAAAGACAACGUAAAUGUGAUUCUUUGUGCAAAAUUUACUCCAUAGUAUGCAAUUCAAACUUUGUUGUAUUUUUGCCAAGGAAAACUUGUUAAAAUUAUGCUAGAAGGAAAUAUACAAGCAAAAUGGGACAAAAUUGAAUAAAUUAUGUACAAGAGCCAUGUGAAUCGAAACCAAUUCCUUAGAAGCCACUUGAAAAACAGAAAUUUCUUAUACGAUUUCGGGACUUGUUUGGCAGCAUGUGUGUGCAUAAGAGGGUGUAUGUGUGUGCUUCCUGUAUGUGUAUGUGUGUGUGUGUGUGUGUGCUAAAGGAUUAUUCCGCUGUGCCACUACUGAACUUACUGCUACCAAACACAAAACAAUAACUUCAUAUACAUAUUUACACCACCUAGAAAAAGUUAGUAAAACUUAGAAAUUUUUUAAAAAAGGAUAACAUCGCUUGAAUAAAACUGUAUUUUUGUGGUGUUAUUGAGAGGGGUUGGAGGGGAAAAUGAUAUGAUUAUCCUAAGGUUCAUAUAUAAUAAUUAGCUAGCUGCGGAUUGAAAACAAUGUCUACACAUUGACAUAUAAAAUAUUUAAGAAGGAUCUUGAGAUGAACAUUUCGCCUAAUAGUUGUCAUGAUAAACUUUUGCAAAAUAUAUAUAUUUAUACUUAAUUACCUUUGUUUUGCAAUGACAACCAAAUCGAAAGGAUACGUUUCCCUGCUUCGCUUUUCAAUAGACUCAUACAGAAAUUAUAAAACGAAUAUGAGACAGGCAGAAAAGGGGUUUUUGUCCACGGGCUGAUGAGAAAUCUAUUCCAGCGAAACUUCAUGGUUGCCGCACAAUUGUUUGUUUAAAACUAAUGUAUACAAAAGUGGCAUACUAUGAUAAAAACUAAUCAUUUAUCAAUUAUUCCGAACGGUCUGUUACAAACAUUUUCGGGUUGCACAAAAAGGACAGAGACAACAGAUAGUUUUAGAACCCAAUACACCUCUCGACUAAAUUCCCCAAGAACAUAUAUAUCUUAAUCAUAUAUAUGAAUGCGUGAAUAUAUUUUCUUAGUAGAUUUUAACAACUUCCAUACUAUACAUACAUUCGAAUGCUCGAAUUUCGAUAUGAAUCAUUUAAUUAAUAAACAUAUUCAACUAAACCGAUUCGAAAUUAUUGUAAAGUUGAAUUUUUCAAACCAAACAGAAGGAACUUAAUUGAAAAACAAAUUAAAAAUAAACAGUUCAAAUUGUUUCGAUCCAAUUGGGAUACAUA
Molecule: messenger RNA, 5352 nt
Organism: Drosophila sechellia
Lineage: Eukaryota; Metazoa; Arthropoda; Insecta; Diptera; Drosophilidae
Gene: S6kII
Product: Ribosomal protein S6 kinase II
Exons: 2
Coding region: 1-2730 (909 amino acids)
Biological process (GO): protein phosphorylation; intracellular signal transduction
Molecular function (GO): magnesium ion binding; ATP binding; protein serine/threonine kinase activity
Source: RefSeq, a predicted model, not a curated record